Messenger RNA from Nicotiana attenuata, 924 nucleotides. RefSeq lists its product as uncharacterized. The transcript has 2 exons. The record is from RefSeq and is a predicted model, not a curated record. The coding region runs from base 1 to 924 and encodes 307 amino acids. Lineage: Eukaryota; Viridiplantae; Streptophyta; Magnoliopsida; Solanales; Solanaceae.
AUGACUGGAGCAGAAGCUACCCCAACCAUCACUGCUACUGGUUCAACCAGUCAAAUGAAAAACCUUGACUCUAAUCAUCCCUAUUUCCUUCACUCUUCAGAUUCACCUGGGAUGAGUCUUGUCAAUGUGCCCUUUGAUGGGAGAGGUUCCCGGGUUGGAGGAGAUCCAUUCUCAUUGCUCUUUCAGCCAAGAAAAAACUUGGCUUCAUCGAUGGGAUUUGUGAAGAACCUAAGCCUGACUCAGGAGAUCAUCCUCUGUGGAGCAGAGCUAAUGAUAUGUCUAGAACAUAGAUUUGGCCAAUCAAAUGGGGCCAAACUAUACCAAUUACAAAAGGAAAUUUCAACAUCAGUUCAAGGAAAUAACAACAUUUCAAGCUACUUCACUACACCCAAAAAACUAUGGGAUGAAAUGGACUCUCUAAGCUCUCAUCUAAAUUGCUCCUGUGAUUGUGCAUGUGGUAGAAAGGCUAAAGUGGCUAAGUUUCUAGAGGAUCAAAGGAUCCUGCAAUUUCUCAUGGGGCUCAAUGAUGUAUAUGCUCAGGCUAGAGGAAACAUUCUCAUCAUGAGUCCACUCCCUAGCAUGGAUUUUUCCUAUUCAUUGCUCUUACAAGAUGAAAACCAGAGAGAGGUUUUUGUGAAUAUGGUCAGUCCUCAACUCAACUCAGAUGCAUCUUCAUUUAUGGUUGCUGGACAAGGAAAGGGUGGUCUAAGGUACAACAAUCAAGGACAAAGGGGAGGGAAUCCUUCUACAAAAUCUGGAAACAAUCAGCAGCAAAAGAGCAAAGCUAAGAAGGCAAAAUACAAUCCAAAUGUCAGUUGCACUCAUUGCAUGAGAACAGGACAUGUUAGGGCAGAUUGCUACAGGCUAAUUGGAUUCCCAGAUAUAGGGGUGUUCAUGAUUCGGUUUGGAUCGAUUUUUUAUUAA